GUGUCUCGUCGUCUCGGUGCCUUUCUCUAUCGUCCCGAUCCGUCGUUCAUCAGAGUCGUAACCGUACGCCCUCGUUCCCCUCGUCGCUCUCCCAAGUCCCAACCCCGGUUCCUUUGGUCUGCGCGAGCGAGCAUGGCGUCGCCGUCGCCCGCCGUCUCGUCUCUGGAGACGGAGGCGCCCCAGGCUACCGUCACGAGGGAGCGCAGGCUCAACCCCGACCUGCAGGAGCACCUUCCCAAGCCAUAUCUCGCGAGGGCUAUGGUGGCGGUGGACCCGGACCAUCCGACCGGGACCGAGGGGCGCGACCCCCGCGGCAUGAGCGUGCUUCAGCAGCACGUGGCUUUCUUCGACCGCAACGGCGACGGCGUCGUCUACCCCUGGGAGACUUUCAAAGGCAUGCGAGCAAUAGGGUGUGGGUUCUUUACAUCCCUCGUCAUCUCGUUCCUCAUCAACCUCGUCAUGAGUUAUCCCACUCAGCCGGGAUGGCUACCCUCCCUUUUGCUCUCCGUUCAUGUAAAGAACAUUCAUAAGGCUAAACACGGGAGUGACUCCGAAACGUAUGACACUGAAGGGAGGUUUGACCCAUCAAAAUUCGACGCUAUAUUUAGCAAGUAUGGUCGUACUCAUCCAGAUGCGUUGACAAAAGAUGAGAUGAAUUCGAUGCUUAAGGCAAACCGCAAUAUAUAUGAUUUCCUCGGCUGUGCCAGAAUGGAAGUUUACAUUGUGUAUCCAUAGGAUCGCUGCUAUCGGUGAAUGGCAUCUACUCUACAGCGUGGCAAAGGACAAAGAUGGCCUGUUGCAGCGAGAAAUUGUCCGGGGCCUGUUCGAUGCGAGUCUAUUUGAGCGACUGCAGGACAGCAAAAAAUCCUCCUGAGUCCUGAUGAAUGGGCUAGAGAGGAGUUCCCACCUCAAGAAGACCGACAGUAGAAAACUAGCAUGUUAUAAUUAUUGUCCUCCGUAAUUUCUUUAGAAAAUGUAAUUUGAGUCGUCUUCGAAUAAGAAAUGUUUCCAUGAUGUAGUCAAUACAUAUUAUUGUAGAACUAUCAUGGUCAUCUUGUUUAUUUAAUACUCUCUUUGUUUCAAAA
This is a messenger RNA of Zea mays, 1085 nucleotides long. RefSeq lists its product as uncharacterized. Lineage: Eukaryota; Viridiplantae; Streptophyta; Magnoliopsida; Poales; Poaceae. The transcript is spliced from 6 exons. Gene Ontology annotation, molecular function: calcium ion binding; monooxygenase activity. The record is from RefSeq and is a predicted model, not a curated record. The coding region runs from base 133 to 735 and encodes 200 amino acids.